Molecule: messenger RNA, 3229 nt
Organism: Micropterus dolomieu (smallmouth bass)
Lineage: Eukaryota; Metazoa; Chordata; Actinopteri; Centrarchiformes; Centrarchidae
Product: ankyrin repeat and SAM domain-containing protein 6-like
Exons: 14
Coding region: 1-1983 (660 amino acids)
Cellular component (GO): cytoplasm
Molecular function (GO): protein binding
Source: RefSeq, a predicted model, not a curated record
AUGCUGAGUUAUGUGGAGUCCGGCCAAGUAGGACUGUUGUUUCAGAGUAUAUCAGAGUGCUCUUCUGUUGUCAAUCUUGCUCGUUUCUUCACAGAUGAUGAGAGAAGACGACCAGAUGUGUUCAGUGCCCUCAAGUUGGGAAAUUCCCAGCUUGUCAAAGAGAUCUUGGAGGAGGAUCCUACUCAGGUGAAUUCAUCCAAUCAGGAGGGAGCAUCACCUCUCAUGAUGGCAGCAGUGAGCGGUCAGUUAGAAGUGGUGCAGCUGAUGGUGGAGAAGAAUGCAGACAUAGACAAACAAGAUGGCGUUCAUGGGUGGACCGCCUUAAUGCAGGCCACCUAUCACGGUAAUAAAGACAUUGUCAAGUACCUGUUGAGUCAAGGGGCUGAUGUCAACCUUCGGGCGAAGAAUGGAUACACAGCCUUUGAUUUGGUUAUGUUGCUGAACGACCCAGACACUGAGUUGGUGCGUCUGUUAGCAUCAGUGUGUAUGCAAGUAGACAAGGACAAGUCGAAACACCGUGGCAGAGCCUUGAUGACUCGCUCCAAAAGCCGCCAGUCCCUCAACAAUGUCCCUGUGCCACCUGACGACAAGGGAGGCCUUAAAUCCUGGUGGAGUCGGAUGUCAAAUCGAUUCCGACGGCUUAAGCUGACUCACACCCUGAGACAUGGCCUUUCAUCCAACCGCCUGGCUCCAUUUCCAGAUGAUGCUGAAACUUCAUUGGAUGCCACAAUGAAGUCUGCCGCCGUGUCUAAUGGGGCGCUGGCACCAGCUCCUGCCCUGGGAGCGCCUGACAUCAGCACUGCCUGGGCAGUCAAGAGCAAAGAUAGUGGUAUUUGCAGGGCAUCCUCAGAAAAGGAGGACUUUCUUAUAACUACAAUGCUCAGAAGUGGUGCGCCCUUGACCCGGCUGCCCAAUGACAAGCUAAAAGCAGUGAUCCCUCCCUUCUUGCCUCCAUCCAACUUUGAACCAUGGAACUCGGACCGUUCGCGCCUCCUCAGGGAGGGAAAGAGCGAAGCGCCCCGUCUGCCCAUGCCACCACAGAGGAAGCUGAACAGCAGUGGAAACUCAGAUAUUACGUCUAUCAGUCGUGUGGUUAGCAGGUCCAUUAAGUUUCCCAGCAUCCCCAAGGGGCCCUCCUCCUCUUCUCCUUCAAACUCUGGUCACUACCACUCCCCACACUCCUCAGGGGGCUCCAAUGGAGUAGCAGGGAUCAACCGGGACUCUCACAACCGUUCAGGGGGCAGUGCAGACAGUGUUCUCUCGCAGAUAGCAGCCCAAAGGAAGCGAGCAGCAGGUCUGAUAGAUGUAAAAGCCCCGGCUCCAGAGAAACAGCACAGCCAGACACAGAGCCAACCCUCACUGCCACCCUCAGCACCCGGCCUGCCGCUGCCUGAUAUUAGCCUUCCUGACAUCCACUCCCACCCCAGCCUGGUCGCUUCCGACAUACACUCGAGAAGGAAGAUAGAGUUGAAGAAGAGACCUCAGUCUGGGAAUUCCUCCACCUCCAAGAGCACAUCGCCCACUCUGACUCCGUCUCCUUCCCCAACGCCCAAGCCUCCUACUGGGCCGGGAGACUCUCUGUCCUCAGCCUCUUCCCAUCCUCGCUCCAAGAGCAGUGGUGGCUCCAGCAGUGGAACCAUAACUGAUGAAGAUGAGCUGUCUAGCAUAUUGAAGAAACUGUCCCUGGAGAAGUACCAGCCCAUAUUUGAGGAACAGGAGGUGGACAUGGAAGCAUUCCUGACUCUUACAGACGGAGACCUGAAGGAGCUGGGCAUUAAAACUGACGGACCCAGACAACAGAUAUUGGCUGCCAUUUCAGAGCUCAAUGCUGGAAAGGGCCGAGAAAGGCAGAUCCUUCAAGAGACCAUCCAUAACUUCCAGUCUUCCUUUGGUAGCAGCGCCAGUAACCCAAGACAACCAGUUGAACCACGCUCACCAACAGGCUGGAUGAGACACCAGGUUCGUUCCUCUAACAAAAGGUAACCCAGCAGCCCUGAUGCCCACCAGGAAGUACACCAACGCUACUUAGAAUAAGAGUGAAAUGCUGGUGACCUCUAGCCAAGGCACAAAUCAUAUGGACGUCUCCUGGACGCCAGUGUCCCAGACCACUAGCAGUGUUAGUGCAAGAGGACACUGCAGCCAAACGACCAACCAGGCCCUGGUAAAACUCUUCAUUGGAUCCUCCAGGAGCAAACUGCCUUAAUAUAGUCCUCUUAUGGAUCCUAAAGCAGGUGAGGUGUGACAGGGCUAGCUGAGUCCAGUGCCCUGCUGCUGUUUGACAAAGCAAGUCGUGAUCUUUGGCAAAUACAUUUUUCUUGCCUUAGUGAGUUGCCACAUCUACUGCCAAUGCAGCACAUGGGUUACACAGAGAGGUUAAAGAGACAAGAUCAAAUACGACGCAGAGGGAGAGCGAACACGAGCCGAGAGAGAUUUUUAUUUUAUCUGAACAAAUGUGAGAGAGAGAGAGCAUAUGUAUUGUAAAAGUGGCAGGUUAGAUCAGGAGGAAGGAUGAGAGAGAUUAUGAUUAUAACAAUAAAAUAACAUAAAACAGGUAUUACUUACCAUGAAUACUGUGAUCGGACACUUUAAAGCAGUUGUAAGGACUAAAAAGGGACACUGAUGAGGAAAGCAAUUGGGACAUAGAGAGGGACAUUAGCCAAGCUGUUUGGCCUGCUUUUACUAGUGUGUUAUGUCUUUGGGUUAUGGGCCUCUAAGUAAACAGAUAAUUUUAAGUCACGACUGUGCUGUCGUCAAUAUUUAAACAUGAUUAUACAAUAACUAUAUAUUUCUUUCACCUUUUAAGAUCUUAUUAGGCUUGAGAUGAGAAGGCAUUGGCAAAAGCAUUUUGGGAACCUUUUAUGAGCAGUAUAAAUUUUGUUUGAAAGUGGUGCAUUGAGCAAUAGUUUCCACUGAGCCUGUUCUGUGUUUUUGAAUCUGGCUCGACCAUUAAACAGGUCCACAUGCAGACUGAUGGAAUCCUAUAUCAAUCCUAAAUAUCAGGUUGUCUUAAAUCCAAAGGAUGGGUUGUGGCGGUGUUCAGAUGGGUCAGUUUAAUAUGAGAUGACUGAUAUCUCACAUCCUGUUUAGUCAUGUACUCUGUCUGGGAAAUAUGAAUAAACACACUGUAAACAAUCAAAAAGGAAUCUGGAUGAUGAAUUGAAUCACACUGAAAUAAAAUCUGUGUCCAAAAUGAAAUGCUGCAAAAUAAACUUAAUAUGAAUGAUGUUCA